CUCAAGAGAAAAACAGCGAAACAGUAAAAAGUAAAUGUUUUUCUAAUAAUUCCUUUUAAAAAAUCUUAAUUUACCGGAUUCUUCGGCCUCUUCAUCGAUCGACUGUACGCGAGUUUUAACAUGAACGGAUUGUUGUGUAAAGUAGCAAGUAGACGUACAAUUUUGAGCUUUUGUCGUUCUGAAGGAAAUUUUGGCAUCUUAUCGUUAAGGAAUAACGAAAAAUACAACGAAAAAACUGUUAGUCGUUUAUUGGAACCAGCGAGUGACGGUUUUGCUUCAAAUAUGCAUGGCAUCAACAAACGACAACGAACGUCGUACAACAUGAAUUUCUUCCCGCCGCCUCCUCCGCCGGAGCCCUUGAGUGUCAAAUGCGGCGACUUAUGGGAAGGAUUUCUCGGCAACUUCGUUCGACUUCGAGGGCGCAUCGUCAAAGCUCGUCUCGGGCGCUUUUUGGAGAUCCGCGACAGUCGUGGCAUCGCUCAACUCGUUGCUGACGACGAAAAUCCCCGCAUUUUACGCAUGUUUCAAUCGAUCCCGAUUGACAGUUACAUCACGGCAUACGGAAUUGUUCGUUCGCGCUUGAAACCAAACAAAUCCAUCCCAACUGGAAGUGUCGAGUUGCACGUCGAAGACAUCCGUGACGUCGAUUACCCGAUGGAUAACGAGACAAAUGGCGUGAAUCAACGCAGAAAUUAUUGCACAUCAUCCGCAGCAGCAUCGCGAACUGUCACAAGCAUCGAAUUUAAAAAAAUUAACGGAUCCAAGGGACUUUUGGAUCGUUUAAAUAAUCGCUUAACGACUUGCGGCGAGCUUCGAUUAGCUGAUGUCGGCAAACAAGUGACGCUCGUUGGCUGGAUCGACAGAAAAAAACACGGGAAAUUCCUGCAUCUACGAGACGGCUACGGACAAACUCAAAUUGUGAUCGAUAACGAAAAUGCGGCGAUAAAACAAAGUGUUGCUGCGUUAACUGCCGAAUCGUUCGUUUUGGUAAAAGGUUAUGUCGUCUCGAGACCUUCAAGUAACAAAAAUACCGCUUUCGAAACGGGCGAUAUUGAGGUUUUAGUCGAACAUUUCACCGUUCUCGAUCCUGAAGAAGCCUAUGAUGGUCCAAUUUUACCGCAAAAUCAGGAAAAUGAAGCAAUGGAAGUCGCCAAUGACAAUUCCGAGAACGGCGCUUCAUCCCAAACUGGCGAAUCGUCUUCCGUAUCAUCAAGCACAAGGUCUCCUAAAGCACCAGCAUCCCCCAAAGUCAACAAUUUUACGAUACGAACACAUACUUGCGGCGAAUUAGGCGACAAAGACAUCGGAAAAGAAGUUACGCUCUGUGGUUGGCUUGAAUUCGAACGAAUGCGAAAGUUUUUUACGCUUCGCGAUGGUUACGGAUGCACGCAAAUCAUGUUGCCUGAUGACACGGGCGAUAAAUGGCGCAUCGAGACUAUUCCUUUUGAGAGUAUUUUGCAAGUAACGGGCACCGUAAUGGGUCGUCCGCCGGGAAUGCGUAACGAAACGAUGGCAACGGGCGGUAUCGAAGUCAUUUUAAGUGAUUUGAAAAUUUUGAACAAAGCCAAAUCCAAACUUCCAAUCGAGGUGCGGGAUCACAAUCGAGCAAAGGAGCCUCUGAGACUCGAAUAUCGCUAUAUUGACCUGCGAUUCGCCGAUAUGCAACGAAAUCUGAGGACACGAUCGAAAGUUUUGAUGCGAAUGCGGGAAUUUUUGAUAAAUUACGCGGGAUUUGUCGAAGUCGAGACCCCGACGUUGUUUCGUCGAACGCCAGGGGGCGCUCAAGAAUUCGUUGUGCCAUCACAGAUGCCUGGAUUGUUUUAUUCCCUGGUUCAGAGCCCGCAACAGCUCAAGCAGAUGUUAAUGGUUGGCGCUAUUGAUCGAUAUUUUCAAAUUGCGCGAUGUUAUCGUGACGAAGCAACACGUCCCGAUCGUCAACCUGAAUUUACGCAACUUGACCUUGAACUGUCCUUCAGCGAUCGCGGCAAAAUUAUGGAUCUCAUUGAAAACGUACUUGUUCAUUGCUGGCCCGAGCAUUGUGGCGUCUUAAAUACACCUUUUCCGCGUCUCACGUACGAACAGGCGAUGUCAGAAUACGGAACAGACAAGCCUGACAUUCGAUUUGCCAUGAAAUUAACAGAUAUCACAAAAGCAUUCGAUAAUAACGAAAGUCUCAAAGAGGGACAUAAAAAUUUUGGCGCUUCUGCGAUCGUUAUUAAGAGUCCGCACAGCGCAUUUCCGCAUUUAUUGAAGGAAAAUUUGAACAAAAUGGCGAAACAACUCCCCAAAACGAAAUUUGUGACGUCAAAAGUCGUGCCGGAUGUCGCGCAAUGGAUCGAAGGAGGUCUCGUGCGAUUAUUGGGACCCGAAGUGAUGAAAUCCUUAGCAGCUGAUUUGCAUCUCGAGCCAAAUGAUCUGCUGAUGUUCGCUUAUGGCGACAAGGAACAAUCGCAACUCAUGAUGGGACGAGUUCGGGUCGCUACACGACAAAACAUGGAAAUUCGCGGCAUUUAUACGCCCGACACUUCGUUCACGCUUUGCUGGGUAAUUGACUUCCCGCUAUUCAGUGAAGGCGGAAAAGAAGGAAGUCUUGAGACGGUUCAUCAUCCGUUCACAGCGCCGCAUCCGGAUGACAUGCAUUUAUUGGAAACACGCAAAGAUCUCACGAAAAUUCGUUCUCUCGCCUACGAUUUGGUGCUAAAUGGGCAAGAAAUUGGCGGCGGAUCGAUUCGGAUUCACGACGCGAACUUACAACGGACCAUUUUAAGUGAUUUGCUCAAGUUGGAUGUCACGGAAUUUAAUCACAUGUUGGAAGCAUUGAGAAGCGGAUGUCCCCCGCAUGGCGGAAUUGCCCUCGGAAUCGACAGGUUACUCGCAAUUAUGUGCAAUACAGACUCAAUUCGGGACGUUAUCGCAUUCCCCAAGGGAUUCGAAGGAAAAGAUCACUUGUCGAAGGCACCGCAACCCCUCACGGAAACGGAAAAACACCUUUAUCACAUCGCCAUUCACGAAUAUGACACAAAAACGGAUGAAAAAACGGAAACAAAUGACGACGACAACAAAAGUGCCGAAACAAACACACAACAAAACACAACAACAGAAGAAUCAGGAACCACCGAUAAACUUAAGGCAACGUCUUAAACUAAUUGAACCUUAUUUACCGUGAUCCUCCCUCCAAAAAAUUAACUUUUUAAAUGUUUAAACUUAUUAACUACCCAAAACUUUCCAAAAUACUAUUAUUAUUGAAUAAAUGUCUAUGCUGAAGUUCACGAAACUUCAUUCUUACUAAAAAAAAUACUUUUACCUAAAAAAAAAAUAAAAGACUAAAAACUAAUAAAAAACUAUACACAGAGGCAAUAUUUUUAGGAAUAAAAUCUUGUGUGCGUGGACCUGUUGCUUUCGUAAUAAAAGAAAAAAAUAAAAGAAAAGUACUAUAAAAAAUAAUGAUAUUA
Messenger RNA from Culicoides brevitarsis, 3452 nucleotides. RefSeq names its product aspartate--tRNA ligase, mitochondrial (gene AspRS-m). Gene Ontology annotation, cellular component: cytoplasm. NCBI's taxonomy places the organism in Eukaryota, Metazoa, Arthropoda, Insecta, Diptera, Ceratopogonidae. Gene Ontology annotation, molecular function: aspartate-tRNA ligase activity; ATP binding; nucleic acid binding. The transcript is spliced from 3 exons. The coding region runs from base 121 to 3141 and encodes 1006 amino acids. Gene Ontology annotation, biological process: aspartyl-tRNA aminoacylation. The record is from RefSeq and is a predicted model, not a curated record.